AUGAUUUUCUUAGAUCAUACCGAUGAAUUAAUCGGUAAACAGUGCGAGAAGCUGAACUGUGAGGAAUUGGCGCUGACAGAUAGUUUCUACAUAAUAUCGAUGAAUAUUGCUGAUAGCCUCAUCAAGCUAUUGCACAAAACGAGUGUAACAAUCGAAUGUGAAACGUGUUGUUACGGUGAUUACUUAAGACCUUUGGGAGAGUCACCAUUGUGGGAUUAUUUGCAAUGUAGUGAUGAACGUUUAGCACUUGCCAGAAAAACGUUCGCUGAUUUAUUCAGGUUAGUUCGUACAACUGAAUGUUUUUUGUGUCUUAUAUCAUUUUUCGACUCCUGUGAUGAUUCACAAAUUCACAAACUGAAAAAUUUCAGAGGUAAAACCACUGAAGUGGUCCAACUGCCGAGGAAUUCAUUCUUCCAUUUUGGUACCAUUCCAGAGCUGCUAAACCAUUUCGCUGUCGCAUCAGUGUUCUUGAAUCGGUUUCAGAUAACUGACCCUCAUAAAUGCCUGUACUCAGUUCUUGAUGGAUCUCAAGUCGAGGAACAUUUGUUAAACAAAAAAUUUUCAUUUCAGAUCGGUGAAAAAUCUACUGUGGAAUUCUGCGAGUUCAACCGCGGAGCUAAAAUCGGUAACAGUUGCUUGAUAAGCUCGUGUUCGAGUGAUCGUCACGUUGUGGCACCUGAUGGGAUUUGUCUAACGACCAUAAUUUUGAAUCAGGAUCAGACUCGCUUAUCGUUCGACCAAGCGAAUGAUAUAAAUCAAAGUCAUCUGAAUCGUUUUCAUCAUGUUACUAUUGCGUUUUCGAUUCACGAUAACUUGAAGCAAACCUCUGGAUCCAACUGCACCUUGCAAUGGUUUUCUCAUACCAUCAAAACGAGAACCCCUGAGGAUAGUCUCUGGACGGUGCCUCUAUUUCAAGUUUGUGAUACGGCAUCAGAAUCGUUACAGUCUACCAUAUCAGCAAUACAGAAUGGUCCUUUAACUACAAAAUCUGACCAUUCCAUAAUGCUACUGUCCAUGGAAGAAGCAUUACGUUUGAAGAAUAUUGAUGAAAUGUUGAAAUUUCGAAAACAAUUGAAACUGAAAGAAUUAUCCUUUCAAUAG
Messenger RNA from Anisakis simplex (herring worm), 1101 nucleotides. NCBI's taxonomy places the organism in Eukaryota, Metazoa, Nematoda, Chromadorea, Rhabditida, Anisakidae. The record is from the annotation of a GenBank genome assembly.